This is a messenger RNA of Ylistrum balloti, 1205 nucleotides long. RefSeq lists its product as uncharacterized. The transcript is spliced from 2 exons. Lineage: Eukaryota; Metazoa; Mollusca; Bivalvia; Pectinida; Pectinidae. The record is from RefSeq and is a predicted model, not a curated record. The coding region runs from base 1 to 1011 and encodes 336 amino acids.
AUGAUUGCGACUGGACUGCUAACAAACAGAGCUGUGAGAAGUCCUAGUUACCGUUCCAAUGGUCGUGAAAUGUUUUCUCCUUUGAUUGUGACACAGGCAAAGAGAACCAGUGAGUUUCUGUUCCUCGUGCUUUGUAUUGUGAUGUUGACUAGCCCAGCGUUGGCCUACCCUAGAAAACGUCCGCCGCCAACUAAACUAAAUAACAUCACGGAAAUUUCCGUGCCCCGCUGUCGUCAAGUGGACCCCGAGCACCUUCGCUACCGUAUGGGAAAACACUACGACGAUUCGAUGAUGGCAAUGGACGAGGAAGAUGUGAAAAGGAGCACGUUAAGAGAACGUUCUAUAGAGGACGACGAUGAUUACGAAAACGAUGAUGAAGAUGAUGAAUUCAGUGAUACGGUAGAUGAUUUCGAUUCGAAUAUAGAUUCGAUUUCGAAUACAAUGCUAAGUGAUGAUGGUUACAGAAACUCACAAGACAGAACGGUUCGAACGCAGGACUCUGCGUAUCUAGAUUCUAGAAAAUUCAUGAGACGGAAAAAACGACAAGCUAUAGUCGAAGAUGACGAGGAGGAAGACGAUUUCGAUGAUGAUGUGACAUUUUACCAAAGAUUAAUGCAAUUAAAUGUAAGACAUAAGAGAGCCGGCGCUCGCAAUGGAAGAAGACGAAAGCAAAAACUUAAGCGAAAAGAACACUUGUCAUGGAAAUGUAAGAUGAAGAAGAAAUGGAAUAAAACUAAACCAGGGUAUUUUCCCAAGUAUUAUAAUUCCGUGGAGUGUUUAACAAAAUUGUGUUAUUAUAAGUUAAACGAGUGCGUUGAGCAGGGAUACACAAUCAACUUGUUUAAAAUGGACCCUAACCGGUGUAAUCCGGUCCCCACGGUGGGGCUCAAUACCACGUAUGAGGAAGUUUGGGUGUUCGAGAAACUUCAUGUCAACGUCUGGUGUGAGUGUGGCAAUCCAAAGAACAAACGAAAAAGAAAAAAUCGACGGAGACGGCCACGAGAUGUGUGAUGGUUAUAGACUAGGGAUUUACCGUGACAUUGACGUGUUCGUGCGUAUGCGCCAACUGUGAUACAAUGGUGCCGCAACCCAAUGGAUUAAUUUUAACAGAGAAAGUUUUCCAGGAGGAGUAUUCAUUCCAUCUGUUGCUAUAAAGGACAGGCCUGACUGACUCUUUGGCCUGUGUGUACUAGCCAGAGUCUUUA